GGGGGGCCGCCGCCGCCGCCGCCCAGCGCGCUCCGGGGCCGCCGGCCGCCGCCAGCACCCGCCGCGCCGCAGCCCCGGGACCGGCCCGGGCCGCCGCCGCCGCCGCGAUGGGCAACGCCCGCCGCAGCCAAGAAGGGCAGCGAGCAGGAGAGCGUGAAAGAGUUCUUAGCCAAAGCCAAAGAAGAUUUUCUUAAAAAAUGGGAAAACCCCGCGCAGAACACUGCCCAGUUGGAUCAGUUUGAACGGAUCAAGACCCUGGGCACGGGCUCCUUUGGGCGGGUGAUGCUGGUCAAGCACAAAGAGACCGGGAACCACUACGCUAUGAAGAUCCUCGACAAACAGAAGGUAGUGAAGCUGAAACAGAUUGAGCACACCCUGAAUGAAAAGCGCAUCCUGCAAGCGGUCAAUUUUCCGUUCCUCGUCAAACUCGAGUUCUCCUUCAAGGACAACUCGAGCUUAUACAUGGUCAUGGAGUACGUGCCCGGUGGGGAGAUGUUUUCCCACCUGCGGCGGAUCGGAAGAUUCAGCGAGCCCCACGCCCGCUUCUACGCGGCCCAGAUCGUGCUGACUUUCGAGUACCUGCACUCGCUGGAUCUCAUCUACCGGGACCUAAAGCCGGAGAACCUCCUCAUCGACCAGCAAGGCUACAUUCAGGUGACGGACUUCGGCUUCGCCAAGCGUGUGAAGGGCCGCACCUGGACCUUGUGCGGGACCCCCGAGUACCUGGCCCCCGAGAUCAUCCUGAGCAAAGGCUACAACAAGGCAGUGGACUGGUGGGCCUUGGGGGUCCUCAUCUACGAGAUGGCGGCUGGCUACCCACCCUUCUUUGCUGACCAGCCCAUCCAGAUCUACGAGAAGAUUGUUUCUGGGAAGGUCCGGUUCCCGUCCCACUUCAGCUCUGACCUGAAGGAUCUGCUGCGGAACCUCCUGCAGGUGGACCUCACCAAGCGCUUCGGGAACCUCAAGAACGGGGUCAAUGACAUCAAGAACCACAAAUGGUUCGCCACCACUGACUGGAUUGCCAUCUACCAGAGGAAGGUGGAAGCUCCCUUCAUACCAAAGUUUAAAGGCCCCGGGGACACGAGUAACUUUGAUGACUACGAGGAGGAAGAGAUCCGGGUCUCCAUCAAUGAGAAGUGUGGCAAAGAGUUUUCCGAGUUUUAGGGGUGUGCCUGUGCUCCCACGGGGUUUUCUUUUUCUGUUUUUUUUUUCUUUUUGGUGGGGGGUGGGGGGGUUGGAUUGAACAGCCAGAGAGCCCCAGAGUUCCUUGCAUCUACUUUCACCCCGUCCAGCGUAGGGGAAGCAGGAAGCCCAGAUUUUCAGAGGCACGGAAACACCAGCUGCUCCCCCUCACCCCUCCUGCCCCCUCUACCACUUUUCCCUCCCUGGUCCCCCACGGCCCCCCCACCCCAGUCCACUUCUGCCUGUUUUAAACGAGUUUCGCAGCCCCAGUCAGACCAGUCCUUGCUGGUAUUUCCAGGGACAGCAUGUGGAAAGAGGGGCCCAAGCUUAGCUCCCCCGCAAAACCGCAGGCACUGCUGGCUAAGGGCAAAGGAACAGAAAAACCAAUCUCCUCUCCAGAGCAGUUCUGCCAGGGAAAGGACACAUGUUAGUUAGUGACAUGUUCAGAGGGCUACUUGUUAGAAUUUUUAAGAAAACCAUUUAAAAUAUUAUUUAAGUUCCACCAGUGCCUCCCUUCCUCCUUCCUCUACCCCCACGCCCCCUCCAUGUCCCCCGACUCUCCCCAAGUCCAUUUUAACAAGGCUGGGAAGCAGAUUGAUUUAGUAAAGGAAGGAGCUGGGGCUCUAACCUCUGCCCUGAGCUUCUAAUCUCCCCUGCCCGCCCCCUCCCGUCCCUGCUGACCUGGAGUGGUCUCAGCCCCUUCUGGAAACUCCUACCCCCCCCCCACUCCCCCUACACACACCUUUCUUCAUCUUCGGGCUUGGGGAACCAGGCAAAUCAGCUGCCCCUCUCCCUGCCAAAGAGGAGACACCCCAUCAAAACAAGAGCGGCCCUUUCCCCCCUUGGCCCGCGAGCCUAGGGUCUCCUCCCCACGGCACCCCCCCACCCCGACUCCUUAAUUUUAUUCUCAGCUAGAUUUUUAAUGCCCAGCCUCCUCGCAGCUCAGUUGGGAAGGCAAACUGUGCAAAAGGACGUGGACAAGGCAAAGCCCUCCCGCCCCCCUACGCGGCCAGCGUCGCCAGGGAGGGGCCGCCCGUUGUAUUCACCCGGCGGCCUCCGCCCCGCCCCUCCCGUCCGGGGCGCCGCCUCGAGCUUAGCUGUCAGCCGUCCGCCGCCCCUUCGCCCCCCAGCCCUGUCUGAUUCGUGCUUUCGUCUAUCGUAAUACAACAGUAGCUCUGUGGGGAGCCGCUGGGGAGCCCCCGCAUUCACCUCCGUCUCUGUCCCUCUUAUAACUUCUCCCUGCCCCAGGAGGAGUUCUCAGGCCCGGGGUGGGGCCCCGGGUGGGCACAGAGGCGAGUCAACCUGUGUGCCGCGAAGGACGCGACUUCCUCUUGAACAGUGCGCUGUUGUAAACAUAUUUGAAAACUAUUACCAAUAAAGUUUUGUUUAAAAA
This is a messenger RNA of Choloepus didactylus (southern two-toed sloth), 2575 nucleotides long. It is a transcript of the gene PRKACA, whose product is annotated as protein kinase cAMP-activated catalytic subunit alpha. Bases 283 to 1164 code for a protein of 293 amino acids. The record is from RefSeq and is a predicted model, not a curated record. Gene Ontology annotation, molecular function: cAMP-dependent protein kinase activity; ATP binding; protein kinase A regulatory subunit binding. Gene Ontology annotation, biological process: peptidyl-serine phosphorylation. Gene Ontology annotation, cellular component: nucleus; cAMP-dependent protein kinase complex. The transcript is spliced from 10 exons. Lineage: Eukaryota; Metazoa; Chordata; Mammalia; Pilosa; Megalonychidae.